Magallana angulata is the source of this 390-nucleotide messenger RNA. Its product is annotated as P2X purinoceptor 7-like. Lineage: Eukaryota; Metazoa; Mollusca; Bivalvia; Ostreida; Ostreidae. The record is from RefSeq and is a predicted model, not a curated record. The transcript is spliced from 4 exons. The coding region runs from base 1 to 390 and encodes 129 amino acids.
AUGGAAUACGAGAGAAAAAUAGAUGAACUUUGUCCAGAAGAAAUAAGAAACACACUGCCGAAGUUUGUUGAAAAGCUUUGCUGUCAGAGAAAUGCAGAUAGAUGUGUGACUCGUCUACCCGAUUUUGAUGUACUUAUUCUGAAUGAGGCAGUCCUUGCUCUAGCAAGACUGUACAGACAGGACAUCCUUGCCAUGCCAAAGGAUACUGCCAUAAAUCGGGCCAAUCGACACACUGCUUACCGCCAGUUUCUGUUGUGGCACCACGGCAAAUUGGGAACGGGCAACAGACGUGUCAUUCCGAGCUGCUGCAUAUGGCGUAUCAGAGAUAGAUUUCCUGAUCCAUAUGGAUUAUGUUAUGUUGGAUUCAAAGAUGAAAUGUUGGAGUUAUAG